Messenger RNA from Corylus avellana, 1314 nucleotides. The record is from RefSeq and is a predicted model, not a curated record. Lineage: Eukaryota; Viridiplantae; Streptophyta; Magnoliopsida; Fagales; Betulaceae.
AUGGCAGAACUUCCAUCGUCUUCUGCUCACCCACGUCCUCCUUCAAAAUUUUCGAUUUCUAUGGAAAACCAACCUCCAACCAGUCACACUCGUCCAAACAAUUUGGAAGAGAAUCCUCCAAACAAUUUCUUUAAUCCUUUUGCAAACACUCGCCCCAUUGACCUUUCAAGCCCUUUGUUUCUCCACAGUGGUGAUAAUCCAGGGAUUUUACUAGUUCCUCAACCAUUGUCAGGAGAAAACUACAGCACCUGGAGCCGUUCAAUGCUUGUUGCUUUGAGUGCAAAGAACAAGAUGUGUUUCAUUGACGGUUCUUUUCCUAAACCUUCAGUAUUUGAGAGUUAUUACAAUGCAUGGGUUCGUUGUAAUGAUCUUGUAGUCUCAUGGAUUCUUAACUCCGUUUCCAAGGAGAUUUAUUCUACUGUCAUCUACAUUACUUCUGCUGAAGUUAUGUGGCAGGAUCUCAAAGAUCGAUACUCUCAAAGAAAUGGUCCUCGUGUUUUUCAGUUGCAGAAAGCCAUUUCCGCUGUCACUCAGGAAAAUUCCUCUGUAAGUCAAUACUUUACUCGUAUUAAGGCUCUAUGGGAAGAACUCAAUAACUAUAGACCUAUUUCUAUAUGCAAUUGUUGCAAUUGUGGUCGUAUGAAGUCCAUUCUUGAGCUCUAUAGCCAAGAAAAAGUUCUGCAAUUUUUGAUGGGUCUGAAUGAUUCUUUUUCAACUGUUAGAGCACAGAUUUUGCUAACAGACCCUUUUCCACCCAUCAAUAAGGUUUUUUCUCUUAUUAUUCAAGAGGAAAAACAAAGGGAAAUAACUAUCAAUUCCCUUAGUCAUGAUACCUCUGCCCUCAUGACUAGAACCCCUAUCCCUAACUCUGUUGCAUCUCCUAUGCCCAAUCCUGUUGCCUCACCCAUAUGCCAUUCCCAUGAUCAUGCUGCCUACAUGACCAAAGCCACUUCAUCAGGGCCUAGGUUUUCUAAGCAGAACUUUAAGAAGGAUUGCCCCAUAUGCUCUCAUUGUGGACUAUCAGGUCAUAUUGUUGAAAAAUGUUACAAGGUCCAUGGUUUUCCACCAGGGUUUAAGUUCACCCGAAGCAAACCAAAUUUUUCUGCUCCACAUUCAUCAAAUCAAGUGCAGGGAACUGAUUUGACUAAAGUUCAGCAGUUGAGUAAUCCUCCUCUGGCCAUGAUCUCUGAGCAGUGUCAGCAAUUGAUGGAAUUGCUAAAACAAUACCCCAUCCAAUCCCCUCAAUCUUUUGCUGCAAAUUCAGUUGCUAGCAUAGCAGAAUCUGUACCAUUGGAGAACGAUUGGGGUGGGUAA